Molecule: messenger RNA, 2389 nt
Organism: Megalobrama amblycephala (Wuchang bream)
Lineage: Eukaryota; Metazoa; Chordata; Actinopteri; Cypriniformes; Xenocyprididae
Exons: 2
Coding region: 46-747 (233 amino acids)
Source: RefSeq, a predicted model, not a curated record
UCACCUUUUUCAGAACAUCCUAGGAUUGUAGAGAACCUACCUGAAAUGGAGCCCAUUGAGUCACCUCCUGCUGCAGUAGAACCUGUAAACAAAACCUUACCUGAUAUUGAAUUCCCUCCAGCUGUCAUACACCCUGUAAAGGAGACAUUACAUGAUAUCAGACUAACAGACUCAACAGAUAAUAAAACAGAUAAUGAAGAGGAAAGUCACUUACCUGUGAUGAAUUCUGUUGAAGCUGACACUGAUGGAGUUGACUCUGGUCGAGACGGAGACACCAUUGGAGUGGAGAACUGCGGAAGAAAAUGCACUAAAAAGACUGAGCUUCCAGAGUUGUCAGAACCUGUGAAUGAAAGAGUGCUGGAGUGUCCAAGCCUAUCAGACCCUGUGAGUGAGGAAGUGCAGUCAAUUGCUCAAAGCCCAUCUGCCCAAGAUGUUUCUAGUGACCAACCAGUCAUGGACGGUGACCUAGGAGCCAUUGGCCCUAGACGCUCUAAAAGGCACUGCGGACCCCCUAACAAAUUCCAGUAUCAUAAACUAGGAAAUCCAUUAACACUGGUUAUCCAGUCAUUACUGCAAGGCUUGAGUUCAGCACUUACAACUACCUUGGAAGAAUCCACGUUUGUCAGUGAUCAGUCUGUAAACAUGCCUGGUGCUUUUCCCUCAGUGGUGACAAGUCAACCCCUAGCAUGCCCGAGGACGUGCCUGAAUUCAGUGGGGGAAAGUGUAACCCAGGUUACUAGUGGCUAGUAGUGGUUUGUGACUGAGAAAGAAAAUAUUAUAAUAACAAUAAUAAACGGUUGAAAUGAAUCAACUCUAUAUAAAACAAUAUAUUGAACUAAGUAUAAAGAGGCUGAAACCAUAAAUGAUGAUGUAAUUAACUUUACUAAUUACAUAAAAUUGUGUACAUAAAAUAUAUAUAUGAAUAAAAUAUUGAAGGUUUCAAAGUUCUCCAAUAGUAUUCUCAUAUUAUGGAGUAGCCAAUGAGAUCGCGCCUGACGUCACUAAAUCUCCGCCAUCGCGCGAUAAUUAUAUCCUGCUCAUUCGAGAUCUUUCUCUUUCCUCUCCAACCUCUGAUGCAAACAGACGUUUCUCGCUAUCCCGGGAGAUUCAGUGCUUUGAAGUCGAAGAAAAGUAAUGUUCAGAGAGAAGCAGAUUGUGUGAAGAGUGACAUUUUGGAACGCGUAUGCUCUGGAAAUUUCCUGUUUCGCCGAUGUACAUGUGAUGAAUGAGUUCCUUGGUGAGUUUAGGCCCUUCUUUAUUUUCAAUUCAGUACAUUACAAAGUUACAUUGAGUGUUUCAUCAAAUGAUUGUUAUUGGUGUAAUAUUGAUGGCGAUUAUAGCCUUAAGUGUAAAUGUUAAGCAGAAAAGACGCUGUAUAUAUGUUAUAUGAAAUGUUAAGGUGCAGUUUGUGUGUUAACUGAAACGCAAGUGCACAAGGGUUAAACGAAGGCCCUUAAUGGUAAGAGAAAUAAUUGCACAAAGAGAAAUUGUUAUACAAAUUGAUGUAACAAGAUACAAGGAUAUUAUUUGAUGUUUUAUUUGAAAUUGAGUUAGAACUAAGUAAUGUAUGCUUUAUAGCAUCAGUUAUUAAUUGUUCUUUUGGCCUUGUGUGUUCAAGGCCAGGUUUUUUUUCCUUCCUGUGAUAUCUGUUUGAGUUUUGUGGAGCCAGCCGAUGAAUGUUGCCUGAUCUGGAUGUGGGUUGAUCAGGGCGUGAAUCCUUCUCAUUCGUGAAUCGUCUCAACUCCUUCCUGCACUUUCUAUAUGCACCUUGGUGGAGUUGGACUGGCGGGCCACCUGUAGAGUGAAUCCUUAACUUCUUGUGAACUUAACCGUGUGGUUGUCGAACGGUAGGACGGAAAUUACACAACAGCUUGUUUUUUUUAUUCGUCCUAAUCCUGGAUCAACUGCACAGACUGAAUUACACCACAUUUAAGGAACUUUUCUUCCGGGAACUGAAUUGAAUUCAUGGACUGAUUUUUAUUUUAUAUUUUUAUUUUUCCAUUUUGAGUUUUUUUUUUAUUCAUAGUGAAUGAACCCUGUGGUUACUGGUUAUACAGUUCAAUAACUGAAAUUUUAUGUUAAACUGAUUGGAUGUUAAUGUUUAAAGAGUGAAAACUAAAUGGGGUUAAAUUCAAGAACCAGUAAUUCAGACAGAAAGGACAGUGAAGUUCAUUUUAUUUAGUUUUAAUUUAUACACAGACAGAUUGCAUUUGGCUUGAUUGAAUUCUGGGCUAAAAAUUAAUUUCAUAAAGUGAAACAACCAUCAAAUUCCUGGAAGAGAAAGGAAAGAGUACAAAUUAGUAACGUGAAUAUUCUUACAUCACUGCAAUUAAAUGAAAUCAACUGUUUCUUAUGUUCAAUACAGUUAAAUCUUGCUCUUACCACAAAA